CCUGAACAGAGCCGAGAGUAACGCUUUUCGCCCACUUACAAAUCUCAUCAGCGCUGGGAGGAAUAAAGCCGGCAGCAGGAGGGCGCAACACUGAGACUCCGGAUUUCGUAGCAGACAACAGGUUGCCAGGGCCACUCCAGGAGCAACUUCUGCGCCGAGAAGGAGCAAAGGAGACCAGUUCUUGUAGCAGCCUCAACUUCGUUAAAAGAUCGAAGAUGAUUCCCCAACUGGCCCUGAUGGUCAUGGUGAGCAUGGCGUACGAGGGAUCCAACGUGCGCGGGGCGGUGGUGACUUCUGACGGGCAGCACGCCUGGGUGAGCCGCAGCCCCGCCAGCGGGCUCCAGUACAUCACCCUGCACAACAGCCGCUACGGCCGCGAGUCGGACGAGGACACCAGCGACCCCAGACAGGAGGGGACCCGCCACGCCGACGUCGCGCUGCACUCCAGCCGGCUGGGGCGGGAGUCUGAGGAGGAGGACGGGCCGGAGAGACCGUGGAGAGAGGCCGGGGAGUACUGGGCCCUCCCGUCCAGCAGGUACGGGCGGCAGAUGGAUGAAGGAUCGGCGGCAGAAAAUACCGACGGCGGCUUCGCCUCCCCUCACAACGUCGAUGGCGACUUCCUGGUAGACGCCGGAGCGAACGAACUUCUGGGAGAGGCUGAAGACAAGCGGGGACCUUCUCCGUGGGCCAUGGUGUACUCCCUGAAGAAACCGACAGGCGGCGCUACUCAGAAGGCACCCCAGAAGGCAGGUGGAGGGAAAGCUCGCUGGAUGCCUUUCAUCCCAAACAUGCGCAAACCUGUGUGGCCAAAAGCAUGACGGAUUCAUGCCAAAAUCUCACUUUAAAUUUUCUCCAGAAUAACGAUCCUGGUAGUGUUCUUUCUCCAGUUGGCAGAAUUGUGUAAAUGCGAGAAUUAAUGUAUCGAAGACCUUUAUUCCUUACUUCAGCUUAUACAUGUAUACAAAAUAUGACAUGGAAAACUUCUUGAAAUAUCGUACACUAGUACCUAGCCAUUGUAACAACGUAGAGCUAAUGAAGUGGGUCACGUUUCUAAUUGCCUCUGUUUAUCAUAAGGGGCCGCUGAACUAUUGAACUGACUGACGAGGCUUUACGAGAAUAGGUUUGGACAUUGAUGAAUGCCUGGUGUGUUACGCCGAAGAGCGGUCAUACCGGCUAUACAGAUACAGAACACAGAUAUACAGGUGUCCAAUGGAUCAAUAGAGGGGGCGGAUCAAAGAUAAAGUACUAAUUUAAAAAUCAAUAUUCAGUUUUAACAUGUGUAUUACAGAAUUGACAGUUUCCGAGUUUUUGUAGAUGAAAUAGGAAAAAGAUGCGUGGAAAGGCAUUUCGUCUGCGAUGUAAAAUAUAUGAAUAAUCAUGUGUAAGCAGUGUGGACCUUUGUUGUGCCAACGUGUAGACCUAGACCGACUCAGCUCUUUAUUUACGGGCACAGCUUUCACUGUCGUAGAAAAAAUCUGAACAAGAAUACUGAAAAAUUGUGAAAUAAGUGGAGACAAAUGGGGAAGACAAUGGCACAAGAGAAACAUUACACA
Messenger RNA from Branchiostoma belcheri (Belcher's lancelet), 1553 nucleotides. RefSeq lists its product as uncharacterized. The record is from RefSeq and is a predicted model, not a curated record. Bases 216 to 818 code for a protein of 200 amino acids. NCBI's taxonomy places the organism in Eukaryota, Metazoa, Chordata, Leptocardii, Amphioxiformes, Branchiostomatidae. The transcript is spliced from 2 exons.